UCCGACAUGACGUGUAGACGGGAAAUGGCCACGCAGGCGAGCGGAAUCACAACAUUGCGUGUUUCUGCGUGUUUGUGCGUGUCUGUGCGUGUCUCUGCUGCUCGUUUUCGGUUCAUUUCAGCUCUUUAACGCCACUCUUCCCGCCACUGUCAUCUCUAACCAUGUCGUAGGAGCUCAGGUCCCGGUCAAAGUGAAUCACCGAGCUCGCUGUGCGAUGGAAACAUGCCGCUGCUCGGUGUCAGAGCUAACGACCAGCCGACACUAGCAGGCUGUCACCGAGCAAAAUGACACGAAGACGAACAAGCAGCAUGUGACACACACACACACACACUCUGGGUUUCAAACAUGCCUCGUCUGGAAGAGUUGGCCAACGUCGCCCUCAGGGUUCCGAGCAUCCUGGUUCUGGACCUGCUGUACAAGUGUGACAUAGAAGGACUGACGGAUCACCUGAAGGCCAAGAACGAAGACAUGCUCUUCAAGUAUAAAUAUGUCAUCUGGAACAUGUACUACCUUGGUCAUCUGGUGAACGUGGUGGUGCUGGUUCUGCCAUUGAGACACAUUGUGACGCUCUACCUCCACAUCCUCGCUGCCCUUCUUCUGUACAUGGGGCAUCAGAUUUCCAAGGAUUAUGUUCGUGAGGAGCUGCAGUACGGAUACGAAGGAGCUGUGUACCUGGAUUCUCUGGCCUUCAAUAGAUUUGUCUCUGCGAUGACGAGUCAGAUUAUUCUCAGCACGCUGUGUGCCUUCCUGAUGAAGACCAGAAAGGUGUGGCUGUUCUCCGCUCACAUGCUCCCCCUGCUGGCCCGACUCUGCACUGCUCCCCACGCCACUCUCUUAACGGUCAACACGUUCUCGAUGGGCCUGACCGGAGCAGGAAUCACCCUGUUCCUCCUCUCGCAUAUCUUUCUGCCAUACCGCCUCGCGAGGGCUGCGUACUCCGAGCUGCUGCAGCUGGAGGUGAUCGAGCUGUACAGACUUCUGGCUGUGGGAAUCUCUCUGUGGAACCAGUUUGCCGUCCCGGUGCUCUUCAGUGUCUUCUGGUUUGUUCUGUUUGUCGUCCAGCUGUGCUCAGACACCAUGUCAGGCAACGCCUCAGCGAGCCAUCAGGGAAUCAUGUUCUUCCUGCUCACAAGUGUCUCUGAAUGUUGUGCCACACCGUACUCUCUUCUGGGUCUGACCUUCGUGGUGUCCUAUCUCGCUCUCGGACUGCUCAACCUAUGCAAGUUCUACCUGGGAGGAUAUGUGGCUGUUCAGAACGAGAACGUCAUGCACAGAGGUGUGACCGAGGGCGUCACUCUGCUGCUGCUCGCCCUUCAGACGGGCCUGUUAGACAUGCAGGCGCUGCAGCGCACCUUCCUCCUCAGCAUCAUCCUCUUCAUCGUGGUCACCUCAACCCUGCAGUCCAUGAUCGAAAUCACAGAUCCAGUUAUUCUGGCCCUGGGUGCAUCCCGCAACAGGAGUGUGUGGAAACACUUCCGCGGCCUCAGCAUGUGUCUGCUUCUGCUGGUUUUCCCGGUUUUCAUGGCUUAUAAAAUCUCCCAGUUCUUCCACAUGGACUUCUGGCUCCUUAUACUGGUGUCUAGCUGCAUGCUGACUUCCCUUCAGGUCACAGGCACCAUGCUGAUCUACACCCUCUUCAUGGUGGAGCUGUUUCGCAGCGACCCGAUCGAGAGCCUGGACGAGGUGAUCUACUGGGUGAACGCCGUCAGCAGGGUGCUGGAGUUCGUGGUGGCGCUCUGCGUGGUAGCGUACGGCACCUGGGAGUCGCUGUUCGGGGAGUGGAGCUGGAUGGGCGCCUCCGUCAUUAUCAUCCACUCGUACUUCAACGUCUGGCUCCGAGCUCAGUCGGGAUGGAGGAGCUUCCUGCUCAGACAGGAAGCGGCCAAGAAGAUCAACUCCCUCCCGAGGGCGACGGCUCAACAGCUGCAGCAACACAACGACGUCUGCUCCAUCUGCUUCCAGGAAAUGAGCUCUGCUGUCAUCACAUACUGCGGACAUUUCUUCCAUGGCAACUGCCUCCGCAAGUGGCUGUACGUGCAGGAGACCUGCCCCAUGUGCCACCAGACGGUGCGACCCACCCCGCCGGGUCCGAGCCAGGCUUCAGGCGGCGACGCUCCGGCAGCUCCGACUCAGAGACCAGAACCGCCCGCACAGGAGGCAGAUCAGAGCCAGGAUGACGGCGGCUCAUCUCCAGAGACACAAAGCGAAGCUGUAGCUCCUGAUCCGGCCGAGCAGCAGCAGCAGCAGGAAGAGACGGAAAGGUUUGUGGAUGGAGGCUGUGGGACAGAAGAUAAAGACCAGACAGCUGAACCUGACGGGGAAGCUGCGCAUGGUCUUCGUUUCAGCUCCAACGGGGACUUUGUUGGAUUUGUCAGCCCGGUGUCAGGCUGCUCGUCAGGGGGCGUUUCUAGCUCCCAUGUGCUGCGUCCUAACGUGCACAACCACAGCACAGACUCACUGCUGCUGUCAGCUCCUGAUGGUGCGAACACGGUGGACGGCCGGUCUGACUCCAGUGGAGCAGAGUUUAAGGUUACCUUUUGUCCUAGACUGCCGCUAAACGGCGACAGCUGUGACGUGACGCCUGAAUCACGCAACAGCAGCGCUCAUAGCAAUCUUGAGGCAUCCGGUAUGAGCCUUGAUAGCCAAACGUCUGUCAGAUCAUGUAAAGAAAACUCAGAACUCUUAGACUGCAUCGACGAUCCUCACACUCAUAAAGGUAACGGCGUUUAUUCAGAUUUGGACCUGGAAACUGUCCCACGGGUCCCUCGGCUGUCCCCGUCAGACGCCACCUUCUCCUGCACAAACAACAGUGACUGACUGCCCUGCAUCAGUGCCUUGGAGGUGUGGAAGAGGGCGAUCCUCCACACUGGGUGGAGCAUUAAGCACAUUUGCCUUCUCUCUGUGAACCAAUAGAAAAAGAGCGUAUCUUUUGCUGCAGGUGAGCAAAGAUCGGGACUGAAUCAUGUCGGCGUGACUGUAAAGAAAAUGUCAAAAAAUCUAAUUUAUAGAAAUUAUGUGUAACUAUGAAGCAAAUAUCAUGAUACAGGUUACAGUAAAGAUGUUUACUUAGAGAAUUAAAUGAUUUAUUUUAAUGUUCUCCCCGCGUCCUGAUCAGACUCUCGAGAAAAAAGCUUCAGCACUCGUCUUUAUUAUUCACAGAUCAGCCUUUUGUACUGCACAGGUCCCAUCGCCCAGUAUUUAAUUACUGAUGUGAACGUGUACCUUUUUUUUUUUUUUAACUGUAGUUUCUGUAUAAAUGAAUAAAAUCAUGACCGGUACACGCUGAGGCUGACAGAUUCGGCCUCACGCUGAGAGAAUCCAGAUGAUGUUUGUGGGUGAUUUGUUGAUUUGGAGGUAAUAAAUUAUUCGAUGUCACAAUCAUCUGCAGUAAAAUAUCAUCAGAAUACUU
Messenger RNA from Larimichthys crocea (large yellow croaker), 3409 nucleotides. RefSeq names its product RING finger protein 145. The record is from RefSeq and is a predicted model, not a curated record. NCBI's taxonomy places the organism in Eukaryota, Metazoa, Chordata, Actinopteri, Sciaenidae. The transcript is spliced from 11 exons. The coding region runs from base 346 to 2817 and encodes 823 amino acids. Gene Ontology annotation, biological process: proteasome-mediated ubiquitin-dependent protein catabolic process; ERAD pathway. Gene Ontology annotation, cellular component: endomembrane system. Gene Ontology annotation, molecular function: zinc ion binding; ubiquitin protein ligase activity.